UUGGCGAAGUGAGCGUGCCCCGCAGCCGAUGUCAUUCGGAUUCCCUGCGCCGCAGCCUGGUUCCACCACCUCCGAACUUAUAGAAGCUGAGUCGCCGCACAUUAGCUGUCAGACGUCUGAAGACACGAAGGAAGAGAAUGUUAUUCAUGCGGAAGCGGAAUUGGAGGCAGCGGCAGACGAAGCCACCGGCAAGCUGCAGAAAGAUUUAGAUGUUGUAGAGCCACCGCGCAGUCCUGAAGAGAAAGAAACGAAAGCUCGGGAAAAAAGCGGAUUCCUAACCAAUAUCUUAGAGAAAGCAGCCCACGCGUUUGCGUCAUCCAGUCUAACUCAAAUGGAAGGAGGAGAAGAGGUCCGGGAGUUUCAGAAGCGGAUUAUUGCAGCCCUAGACGAGAAAAAGCCUCCGUCACCAAUGACACAAGAAGAUUUCAGUGAGCUGGCAGAAGAGACAGCACCGGUGGUGGCAACCGAGUGUGUUCGAGACUACUCUGUACAGUGCCCCAAUGACUUCACCCCUGACGAGGCGAAUUGCGUUGCGUUGGAUUCGUACUCUGGGCCAUGCACGAAAACACAAAAGGAUCUGCACAAACUAACGGAUGAGCAGAAAGCAGUCUGGUCGGAUAUUUGCCAGGUCAGCUUCCCGUGCUUGCCCGACAGUUGCCCCGCGGGCUCGAACUAUAGAAGGCAAUGCCCCGUGGACUGGAAGCCGGAUGCCGAUGGAAGAUGCCAUGCCGCUUCGGGCAAGUCUCCGUGCGACAGCAAAAUCCGGGGGGACUCAUCCGCUGAAGAAAAGGCUAACUUUGAGUCUACUUGCAAAGUGCGCUGGCCUUGCCUUCCUCUUAACUGCGCCAAGGAUUAUAGCGCCGCGUGCCCGGAAGGUUGGUAUCAAUCCUCGAACCAUCUGUGUUCUCCACCGGCGCUCUACAACGGCCCAUGCAAGCAGCCAGUAGAUACGAGUGAAUACGUCGGAAGGAGCGAUCUAAAGGCAGCUUUUGAAAAGAGGUGUCUUGCCCCCUGGAAGUGCAACUGGCCGUUGACUGCUCGGCAAAGAGAUUACGAAGCAACUUGUCCUCUUUCCUGGUUUCGCUUGACUGACGGGACAUGCGAGGCUCCACCGGACUUUCAGUCAUCCGCGAACUGUCCUCGUCGCAUAAAUUCUGCAAUGUCUGCAUCUGAGAAAGCAUCGUUUGCGGUUGGAUGCGAUGUAGAUUUCCCUUUUGCCGAACGUGGGGAGUGCCCGCGAGAUUUCUCGUCAAGGUGCCCGAUCGGCUGGCUUGACGUAGGAGACGGACUCACUUGCCGGGCUCCUGAAGAUUACAUCGGGAAAUGCGACCGAGUGCUCAACUUUGGGAAGAUGAACGACAGCCAGAAGCUCGAUAAGAUGGCUCUGUGCACCGUUGACUGGCCUUGCAUCGGCGAAUGGACUCGGGGAAUUACAUUUGUUCGUGUGGAGUCGACACGGAAAUCCCCGUUGCCGUCAUCUACAGCACAGGCGAACGGCGCUGUCAACGAAAGUGGUGCUGUGGAGACUCCCCUCACACAGUAACAAACUGGCACCGUUCAGCUAGCCGAAACUGAUGGAUCCUUGCACAGAUCCGGGAGCUUGAUUUAUAUUUUUUCCCAGCUGAUGCAUAUUCUAGCAUCGCUUGAAGCAAAAAGCAGACUCUACACAAGUUUGCAAGACAUUCCAUGGAUGUGUGCUUCCAUUUGUAUUGCGAGUUACUCGGCAGACACUGGAAAACUUGUCAAGCAACAGCUCCCACCAACACGUGUCCGACACAAAAAGCUCUACAUGUGCCUCGAUCACCAAACACACUCCGUUUUCAAGCGCUUGUCACAAUGUUGCUGCACCUUAUUCGAAUAAUGCGUCGCACAAUACGUUGGCGUUGACUUUGCGUCGGCGCAACAUUGUGACGUCAGAAAGCACGUGGCAAUGUGCCGAGCGAGCAGCGGAAGUAGAGAGGGGAGAUGUCGUUCCCAAUUGCACUGCGGAAACCAUACUGAAG
Toxoplasma gondii ME49 is the source of this 2003-nucleotide messenger RNA. RefSeq names its product cpw-wpc domain-containing protein. The record is from RefSeq and is a predicted model, not a curated record. NCBI's taxonomy places the organism in Eukaryota, Apicomplexa, Conoidasida, Eucoccidiorida, Sarcocystidae. Bases 29 to 1543 code for a protein of 504 amino acids. The transcript is spliced from 9 exons.